Molecule: messenger RNA, 1203 nt
Organism: Anoplopoma fimbria (sablefish)
Lineage: Eukaryota; Metazoa; Chordata; Actinopteri; Perciformes; Anoplopomatidae
Gene: rfc3
Product: replication factor C (activator 1) 3
Exons: 9
Coding region: 123-1193 (356 amino acids)
Biological process (GO): DNA-templated DNA replication; DNA repair
Cellular component (GO): DNA replication factor C complex; nucleus
Molecular function (GO): DNA clamp loader activity; ATP hydrolysis activity; DNA binding
Source: RefSeq, a predicted model, not a curated record
AGCACAAGAGGAAGUAGCAGCGCGGGUUGCCUACGAACACUAUUUCGCGGGAGAGUUAGUAAACUAGACCCAAGCUGUCUGCUGUCAACACGGACGAUUACAGUUAUUACAUUCAUAACACAAUGAGUUUGUGGGUGGACAAAUAUCGGCCGACUUCCCUCGGGAAACUCGACUAUCAUAAAGAGCAAGCGACUCAGCUGAAAAACCUGGUUCAAUGUGGCGACUUCCCUCACUUGUUGGUGUACGGGCCAUCAGGCGCGGGGAAGAAGACCCGCAUCAUGUGUCUGCUGAGGGAGCUGUAUGGAGCCGGGGUGGAGAAGCUCCGCAUAGAGCACCAGACCAUCGUGGCUCCCUCAAAGAAGAAAAUUGAGAUUAACAUAAUAGCCAGCAACUAUCACUUGGAAGUCAACGCAAGUGAUGCUGGAUACCAGGACCGUGUGGUGAUUCAAGAGCUGAUUAAAACCGUGGCUCAGUCCCAGCAGAUCCAGACAAGCACCCAGAGAGAGUUCAAAGUGGUGUUGCUGACAGAGGUGGACAGACUCACAAAAGACGCCCAGCACGCUCUGCGCCGAACAAUGGAAAAGUACAUGUCCACCUGCCGUCUCAUCCUCUGCUCUACCUCCACCUCUAAAGUCAUUGGGCCGAUACAGAGCCGUUGUCUGGCAAUCAGAGUUCCUCUGCCGAGCAUAGAGGAGGUCUGCAGUGUUUUGACAUCGAUCUGUAAAAAGGAGGGUCUGCUCCUCCCACCUGAGCUCGCCAAACACAUCGCUGAGAAGUCUGGUCGCAACCUCCGCAAAGCCCUUUUGAUGUGUGAGGCAUGCAGAGUGCAGCAGUAUCCAUUCUCUGCAGACCAAGAAGUCCCGCAGACGGACUGGGAGGUCUACCUCAGAGAAACCGCUAACGCCAUCGUCAGCCAGCAGAGCCCUCAGAGGUUGCUGGAGGUUCGCGCCAGGCUGUACGAGCUGCUGACUCACUGCAUCCCUCCUGAUAUCAUCAUGAAGGGUCUGGUGACAGAGCUGUUGAGUAACUGCGAUGGUCAGCUGAAGACAGAAGUGGCCCACAUGGCCGCCUACUACGAACACAGACUGCAGCUGGGCAGCAAAGCCAUCUACCACCUCGAGGCCUUCACCGCCAAGUUCAUGGCCAUCUACAAGAAGUUCAUGGAAGACGGUCUGGAUGGGAUGAUGUUUUGACUGUGAAUAG